AUGUCAGCACUCGACGAUCAACCGACGACGAGCGUCGUUACCCCGACCGACUUCUUCGAGUCCAUCGGUCAGAAAGCUGGCCAGCUCGCGCCGGCCGCCGAUGCGACAAACGGGGUCGCAAACGAGACCGAUGAGGAGGACCGCGUUGUCGAGCAAGUAGAGUCACUUUGCAUGAACUGCCACGAGAAUGGCAUGACACGCAUGCUCCUCACAGCCAUUCCCUACUUCCGCGAAGUCAUCCUCAUGUCCUUCUCUUGCGACAAGUGCGGCUUCUCCAACUCCGAGAUACAAUCUGCCGGGACCAUUCAACCCAAGGGCUCAAGCUACCUACUGCGGUUGACCGCCAUGCAGGACUAUGAGAGGCAGGUCAUCAAGUCCGACACCGCUGUCGUCAAGUUCAUCGAAUUGGACCUCGAGGUUCCUGCCGGGCGUGGGCAGCUUUCCAAUGUCGAGGGCAUCCUAUCCACCAUAAUAGAUGAUCUGGAGAUUGGUCAGGAGGCGCGCAAGGAACAGCUACCGGACGUCUACACCAAGGUUGCCGAGAUCAUCACCAAGGGUCGAGCUAUGCUCGCGGGUGACGCCUUCCCAUUCCGCCUCUCCGUCGAUGACCCGGCUGGUAACUCGUGGAUUUCCCCCAACAUGAGAGAUGGUGUUGGCAAGUGGGAGAAGCGAGACUAUGUCCGAACCCCUGAGCAGAAUGAGGCUCUUGGGCUGGCCGCGACCGACCCACUGGCUGCCAUGUCGACCGCAGAGGAGGAUAUCGUACCAGAUCAGGUCUAUGAAUUCCCUGCUUCAUGUCCUGGCUGUAUGCACCCUUGCACCACCAGGAUGAAGAUGGUCGACAUUCCGCAUUUCAAGGCCGUGGUCUUGAUGUCCACAGCCUGCCAAGACUGUGGAUACAAGUCGAAUGAUGUCAAAACCGGUGGCGCCAUCCCUGAAUUAGGCAAGAAGAUCACCCUGAGGGUGGAGAGCGCCGAGGACCUUGCUCGGGACAUACUCAAAAGUGAAACCUGUGCGCUGGAAUGCCCCGAGCUCAACCUACAGGUUAACCCAGGAACACUGGGAGGUCGGUUCACCACAGUCGAGGGUCUCCUGACGCAGAUCCGGAAUGAUCUGAACUCACAAAUAUUUGAGACGGGAGUGGGAGCGGGAGGCGAUUCUAUUGCCGCUGAUGACCGAGCACAGUGGACUGAGUUCUUCGGCGGGCUUGAUGCGGCUAUCAAGGGCGAGAGAAAGUUUACCAUCAUCCUCGCCGAUCCCUUGGCAAGCAGCUACGUCCAGAAAGCUGUCGACCUUGACCAAGAUGACCCACAAAUGACCACUGAGGACUAUAAGCGGACCGAAGAAGAGGAGGAGGAGCUUGGCCUGCUCGACAUGAAGGUUGAAGGCUAUGAGGAAGAUCACAAGAACAGCCUAGAUGCGGCUCAAUAG
This is a messenger RNA of Anthostomella pinea, 1431 nucleotides long. NCBI's taxonomy places the organism in Eukaryota, Fungi, Ascomycota, Sordariomycetes, Xylariales, Xylariaceae. The record is from the annotation of a GenBank genome assembly.